This is a messenger RNA of Effrenium voratum, 331 nucleotides long. The record is from the annotation of a GenBank genome assembly. Lineage: Eukaryota; Dinophyceae; Suessiales; Symbiodiniaceae.
AUGCGAGUCCAGCCUUCCAGCGGUGAGGCUGCGGCCCUGGUGCGGCACCAGCUUCAGCUGGGCCUCACGUCGGGCGUGGUGCUGGCGGUGCCCGUGCCGCAGCAACUGGCGGCGGAGGGCCAAAAGGUUGAGGAGGCCACGAGGCUGGCGGUGGAUGAGAGCCUGAAGCAGGGCAUCAAGGGCAAUGAGGUGACGCCCUUCCUGCUGAAGCGCAUCAACGAGCUCACCGGGGGCGAGUCCCUGCGCGCCAACAUUGCCCUCAUCAAGCACAACGCCGAGGUGGGCGCGCUCGUAGCGGUGGAGCUGAGCAAGCGAGCACGCCUCUGAGAGG